AUGGCCCAGUCGCUCUCCACCUCGUGUCCCUCUCUCUCCGAGGCCCUUUCCACUGCCCCGGCCAUCCAGCUUCCCGACGGUACCCUCCAGCAUUCCUCUGUUCCGCACCCGGCCCCGCCUUUCUUCCGUAACGCUCACGUCGGACACGUCAAUCUGGACACAUUCUCCCCCGUCAACGAGAAUGGGAGCUUUGAGUUUGAUCGGGUUCUGAAGACGGGCAAGAUCCUUCGUCGCGUGAAGCACAAGCAUGCGUUCCGAGCUUCCUGGAAACAAGCGUACCUCGUGCUGCGACCGAAUCUGUUAUCUGUCUACAAAGAUGAAGAGGCGACUCGGCUCCGCGCGUCAAUCACCCUGUCCGAAGUAACCGCAGUCGCGCCCGUCCGAUCGUCGCGCUCAUCGAAACAGCACGUUUUCGGGAUCUUCUCCCCCUCGAAAAACUAUCGCUUCCAGGCGUCGUCGGAGAAGGAGGCACAGAUCUGGAUCGAGAGUAUUCGCGCCGAGACCCGCGUGGAUGAAGAAGAGGAAGCGUUUCUAGGAAAAGGGGGGAAACCAAAUGCGACGGCGGACACGAACCGCCCUCGCAUCUACGACUCGACCGACCACUCGGAAGUGGAACAUGCGGGACGAGCCAGCUCGCCGGAGCUGGGCCGUCACUCCGGCCGGCUCGCGUCCAUCCAAGACUACUCCGGCAACGACAUCACCUCCUACUCGGAAUGGUCGGACGGUCCGGCCAGCACCUACGUCAAGUCCAAGUCCUCGUUCCAGAACCUGUCUGCGUCGGCCCCGAGUAGCACCCCACCGCCACUGCCACGCGACCAGAACCGAGUCGUCGACGCGGCCACCCCGCGCGACCCGGAGAGGGUGAUCUGCAACGGCUAUCUGCAGUGUCUUCGGAUCAAGGGCACCGUGCGCCAGUGGAAACGGCUGUGGGUUGUGUUGCGCCCAAAAAGCCUUUCCUUCUACAAGGAUGAUCAGGAAUACUCCGCCGUGCGAAUCAUCCCCAUGGAACAAGUCAUCGACGCCGCAGAGAUCGACCCCGUGUCGCGCUCCAAACAGAACUGCAUCCAGAUCAUCGCAGAAGAGAAAUCCUACCGACUAUGCACCGAAGACGAAGAAUCGCUCGCCAAGUGGCUCGGCUCUCUGAAGAGCGUCCUCGUCGCCCGGAAGAAGAAAGCUGCUUAA
Molecule: messenger RNA, 1182 nt
Organism: Aspergillus candidus
Lineage: Eukaryota; Fungi; Ascomycota; Eurotiomycetes; Eurotiales; Aspergillaceae
Product: PH domain-containing protein
Exons: 3
Coding region: 1-1182 (393 amino acids)
Source: RefSeq, a predicted model, not a curated record